CUAUAUUAUAGACUUUUUGAGAUAUAUACUAUGCCAAAGUGAUUCAAAAUAAGUUAUUGAAGUUAAAGCAAAUUUCUAAAAAAGAAAACUAUAAAACAAAGUUUACAAAACUUCUAUAAGAGAAAUAUUAGAGAAAUGGCCACUUCAACAAUGCAAUCUGCGGCAACUUCCGCCCCCGGUUCCGUAACCGUAUCCGCUAACAAUCCCCAACUGAAACGCGUCGUCUACUCGAAGUACCGCGAACUCCUCGGAUCUUAUAAUGAUAAGGCCAAUGCCAUUAUCGACACACUGCCCGCCUAUAUGGUGCACAAGGAUCGUGGCUUCCAGCUGCCGGAGCUGCAUCCUGUGACUAACGGGGAAGCCAAGACCAACUGCCUGGAGUCGUCAUAUGGACAGCGCGGAGGUGGAGGAGCCGGAAACGGAGGCUACGAGGCCCCCGCCUGCGUCCAGAACGCUAUGAUGACAAAAGACAAGAAGCCGUUCACCUACACACCCGGCGGCAUUGAUCUCUCCCAGAUCCGGUCCGAGCGAAUGGCCAAGCGCCUGGCCCGCAACGCCCAGUCGGAGGGGGCGACCGGCGCCUCCCAACAGAACAGACCUGCCCAGCCGCAGUCGCCGGGCGGAGGCGCGGCCAGCGCUAUAGGUGCCGCUGCCAUGGGCAUGCCCUUCCAGGUGCUGCCCCCGCCGCCGCCGCCACAGCCCCUGGGACAGACGGGAAAGAACGGUACGUCCGCCGCUGCAGCGGCUGCACCCCCACCACCACCCCAACAACCCAGCACACUAGCGCCGCCCUCAGGGCGUCUCAGUGCACCCGGUUCUCCGGCGACUGCCCGCAAGUCGCCCACUCCACAGCGCUUCGAGCCGCCGCCACUCGGCUUCCGGCCGGAGAUCAAGAUCCCGCCCAACCCGAUGGCUGCGCUGCGCAAAGUUCCGCCUCCGGUGGAGAAGAACACAUUCUGGAAGGACGAGUACUGCAAAGACCGCUCCAAGAGCCCUCUGCCCGAGGUGGCAGCUGCCCCAACUGACAGCUACACCAAUGGCAACAGCAACAGCAAUGGCAACAGCAGCAGCAACACUCCCUCCGAUGUUGUUGAUGCUCCCAGAUCAGCACCAGCUCCCAGUGUGGAAAGUAACAAUGGCAACAGCUAUAUCCCAUACACACCCACUACACAGCAACAGCCGCCGGUGGCUUCUCCCAAGACACCACCAAUGCCGCAGGAACAGCCAACCCCACCACCAACACCGCCACAACAGCAACAACAGCAGGAGCAGCCACAGCAGCUGCCACAGCCACAGGCUCAGCCGGAACUGCCACAACAGGAACAGCAGCCGCAACAGCUUCCAUCACAGUUCCGUAGUGUAGCUAUGCCGACUUCUCCGGCUGUGAAUGUGUACACUCGGCAAACGGAGAGUCCUCGAUCGCCCUUCGAGCAGCAACAGCGAUCCACAGAAAGUCCCUUCCGGUAUGCCCAGCAGCAACAGUCGCCGCUGCAACGUCCGGCGCCAGCAAUAUCGCCACUGGCUCAGGUGCCACCACAGCAACAGUCGCCGCAGCAACGUCCACCAGCAGCCAUAUCGCCACUGGCCCAGGUGCCACCACAGCAGUCGCCACAGCAACAGGCCGCCCAAUCUGUGCCCUGGAGAACACAACGCACCCAGCCUGGCCCACAGCAACAGCCGCAGCAGCAACAGCAAUUGCAAUCGCAUCCCCAGCCCAUCUACAACAAUGUUCAGGCCCUGCAGCAACAGCAACAGAGAUCUCGCGAUGUUUUCAGCCCAGCUAGGACUGAAACCGGAGCAACUAGUUUCCAACAACAGCAGCUGCAGCAACAGCAGAACUUUGGCACUCAAACCCAAAACCAAUAUGCGGCAGCAGCAAAGCCUACCAAUGUUGGCUCGCUUUACAUCGCUCCCUUGGCCCAACCCACAGAGCCGCAGGCUCAACGAAUUCUGUUGCAGCAACAGCAGCAGCAGCCAGGUGCCCGUGAUUCGCCAAUGCGGCAGUUGCCACAACAACAGCAGUCACAGCAGCCGCAAGCCAACCAGCCUCUGAGGUGGCUCACCUCUCAGCCGGCCAGCAAGGAGCAGGCACCCUGGGCCCUGGGUCGUCCCGAGGAGAACGGCAACGUGCUGCCCUCCACUCUCAGACAGACCACGCCGGCGCCGCAGCCCCAAGUGGCACCACCGCAGCCCCAGAGCCAGACCUCUUUCUACCAGCUGCCGCAGUUGCAGCCUCAGACAGGAAAUGGCUAUGGACCAUCUCCGGUGGCAGCUGCUCCCAUCAUCAGUCAGCAAAAUUUCGGAUCGAAUCCUCAGCCAGGAGGAUUGCGUUUGCAGAUCAAUCUAAACACCAAUGGCAGCAGCAGCAGCAACAACAAUGCCAAUCCAAGUGCACCAAGGGAACGUAUCAUACCCAUCACUCUCGAGCAGACCCCCACCUAUGCCGCAGCCCAGCCCAAUUUCGGUGGUUACAACAAUUAUGCAGCUCCCCCCGCAGGGCAGUGGCGGGAACCAAGUUCCCAGCGCGUCCUGUCGCCCAGCCAGCAGCCGGUGAGUGCCAGCACCAAUGGCAACGCAACCAGGAUAAUUCCGAUCGCCAUCGAGGGAGGACGCGGAGGUCCGGUCUCCCAGUCGCCAGUGCUACUCCAAAACGAUCCACGUUCACCACCCAUCCAAUCGAAAUCGUUUAGAAUUUUGCAAAAGAUAACCGACACCGUGGACGAUGGCAGCGAUGAAACGCAUCCCCAGCAGCAACAGCAGACGCAACAAACGCCCCAGGAGGCGGAGUUGCAGCGGCCACAGUUCGCCCGCCAGAUGAGCGCCCAACAGGCUAGGAAUAGUCCCACCAUCGAGCAGAUGAGGCGCCUCCAGAUCGCCCAGGAUCAGCAGCAGUAUCAGUCGGGUACGCCACUAGCUUGGUCCCCGCAAGGUAAUGGAGUCUCUGCCCAGAAUCGAUUCACACAACAACGUUAUGAUACACCCCAACAACAAAAACAAUAUGUGCCGCCUAGUGAACAACAAGUUCCGGAACCCAAAAAGUACACAGGAAGCGCUAUCCCCAGUCGAUCUUUUAAGAUUCUUCAAGCAAUGACAACACCUGAAAAUGCCGACCAUAAAAAUCACACCGAGCUGGACUCGGAUUUGGAAAAUGUUGAACUGAACGAAAGCCCAAUUAAUAUCAAUAAUAAUAAUAAUGAAAACAAUAAUAAUCAUAAUAAGAUUAACAAUAAAACCAACAAACGCCAAAGUUACACCUCAGCCACCCCCACACCACCACCCACCACAUACAACACAGACCCCACCACCCACUCAUCAAACUCAUCCCUCAGUUCAGAUAGCUCGUGUGCCCCCCAGCCUCCUCGUUCUCAGUCGGUGCCACCGCAGUAUCCCUAUGCCUACGGCUACCCCUAUCCCUGGUACAUGCCUCCGCCGCCGCCACCAAACGGUGAAGGUGCCGCGCCCUGGCCCUAUCCCUACCCCUAUCCGCCACCCCCACCACCACCACACACGGUAGAGGGAAAGCCCGCAGAGGGCUUUCCCCCGUAUCCCUACUACUAUCCCUAUUACCCACCGCCACCCAUGCCGCCAUACGGCGCCCAGGCGGGGGAGCCCCAAUCCCCUGCUGCCUACCCCCCCUUCUAUGGCCAUCCGUAUCCCUAUCCAGUAGCUCCCAGCUACAGCCAGAGCUCCACGGAGGAGAGCAGGGCCAGCAGCGUCUUGCCGGACAUCAUCAUCACCCCCAGCACCGACGACAUGCCCUCGCAGGUGAUUAUGCAACAUCAUAUUCGCGUGGAGCCACGGGAGCCGCCCAAGCGGGCUCACUCCGUGGAGAUAGAGGAGCUGGUCAGCCGGCCAAAGGCCAGGAAUAUCUGCACCAACAACCAGCAGGUCAUCGAUGUGCUCAGCCAGCGUUUGGCCAACAUCAACAAGAUAGCCGGGGGCAAUACCCAGGCCAACCUCUCCAAGGAAUUGCAGAAGAACUACGCCGGCGAACAGUCGAAGGAGCUGGGCGACAGAUCACCCAGCGAGAAUGCCUCGAAUUCCGACAGCGACUCUUCGGAGGAGAGCAGUGACGAGGAUGAUGAAGUUACUCCGAAAAUGGGAGCCCGUCCGACUCCCCUGCAGGCCAUCAAAUCGGUGACCAAUGUUCAAGUCUACAAAGGAAAAACCCUCGAGCAGCACUUGGAUUCAGAAAGUAGUGAUGAGGACGAUGACGAAACCACCGCAGACGAGAUGUUCGAUGAAGAGGAGCAGGAAGGCCUCGUGGAAGAAAUGGAAGAGGACUACAUUGUGGAGGAGGAUCUGAGCGUAAUUUACGAAGAGGAAAGUGAGCUGGAGCGCAGCAGCGAGUAUGCCAAGACUGUCGUCCGUAAGGAUGACUCCCGAUCCACCAUUGUGGACGAAAUUGAUAAGCAAAUCGAGGAGAACGACGAUGACGAUGAGGAGUCCAACUCGGUGACAGUGCGUCUUCCUUUGCGGUUCUCAUUCAGCCGCAAUACCAAUGAUGAGGAUGUCGCCACAGUCCAAGUGGGCAGCACCACCCAGGUCGAGGAGAAGCGUCCAAGCAUUGCCAGUUCCUUCAGUGUUGCCAAAGUGGAAAGCGAAGACGAGGAUGAGGAUGACUGCGACGUCAGUGUAACCAUUAGUCUGUCCAACUCCUCACGUUCCAAUUCAGUGGAAAAGACGUCACAGCCGUACAAGACCUCCAAUGCCUAUCCAGUGGAGGAGAUGACUGUUCCCAGGAAACCCAGUAUUGAAGAUGACACGAAUUCAUUUUCCUUGGGAAUGCGAAACAAAUUCCUUGGAGACACAAUGUCCAAUAAUGUCACCAAUAAUAUAUCCCAAGUGGACGUCAAGCCGAAGACCGAAGAAGUCAAGGAGGUGGCCAGCUCGCCAAAGGAAGAGUUUGAUUUCUUCGCCACAUUGAUGGCCACCAAGAUGCAGGCCCAGAAAAUGAUGGAGCAGUCGAAAAACUUCUGGAAAACACCCGAAGCAAAGCCAGCAGAUCAACCGGCUGAAGUCCCAAAACUACGAUCCAAAGAAAAUGCAUUGGAAUCUAAGCCUCCGAGGCCCAAAUCCGCUGAUGUGUCCAAAACUCAGGCAUCUUUGGAAGCAGCCAAAAAUAGUUUCUGGUCCACCUUUGCCACAGCAUCCCAAGAAGCAGAGCCCACGAAGGCACCCGAAGAACAGCCAGAGGAAGUGGAUUUUUGGGCUAGCAUAGAAAAAAAGGAAUCUACUGACGUGGCUGACAAGCAGUGGACCAAAAAGAAGAAAACCGUCACAUACACGCCCCUCAAGAAAGAGGCUGUCAACAGAGUGGAGCACUGGACCACAACACUAAGAGCUCGAGUGGAUUCCUUACCCGGCUCUCAAAGAGCAGAGGUACAUUUUAUCGUCGAAGAAAAGCCUGAACAGCCCCAGGAGGAUAAACACCAGGAAGAAGACGAAGAGGAGGACUUCUGGGCUUCGGUAGAGCAAGCUAAGGCAGCUAAGAGCAGCGAGACGAUUUCAAGUACGAACUGGAAGAGUUCCACUUACAACCAAGAGCCUCAGUUGGAAACGGAGUCCACUAUCUGGGUAGAUCAGAGCAAAGAAGAUUAUUCCUCCCAGCCUGCAGAAGAAGAAGGAGACUUUUGGGCGGACAUCAAAUCCACUACCAGCAUCCACGAAGAAGAAAAACCCGAAAACAUGGAAUAUGAUCCCACAAAGUACCCAGAGGAGCCUCGCGAGGUUGACACCGAUGAAGAAAUUGACUUUUGGGCCGAGAUCGAAGCCAAUAGGAAGCCUGGGGACGAUGAUGAUGAGGAUGUGACCUUCCACAAAUCGGCCACCUUCUGGGCCCGAAAGGAACGUCAGAACUCCGUGGAGGAGACACCCUACAAGCCAGUGGAAACGAAAGCCUUCAGAGCCAAGUUGCCUGAUGAGCCGGCAGUGGAGAUCGAUGUGUGGGCCACUCUAGAAGCAGCCAGAGGCGAGGAACCCGUAAUAGUCGAUCCAGUUGUGGAGGAGGAGAAGGUACUGGCCGAGCAAUACGAGGAACUGGAACAUGAUUCUUCAGAAGAGGAGGAGGAAGAGGAGAACAAAGCAGAAGAGCCAAACCCAGAGACAAAUCUGAGCCAUGUAGACACUAUGUCCAUGGCUUCAAUGCACGAGCCAGCCACAGUGUAUACUUGGUCUGCACCUCCGCAGGAUGAAGACCAGGAGGAAGAAGUAGACUUCUGGGCAGAUAUAGAAAAUGAGCGUGCCAAGAAGGAGCAGGUCGAGGAGGCGGAACAGAAGCGACAUAACUACCGCCAAGCCAUGGCCUUCUUCAACACCUCCAUCGAUGGUCAGCAAACGCCACCGCAGGCCAGUUCCCAGAAGGCUAAUCGCAGCAGUGUUAUCCUGGAAGCCGAAGAACCUCAGGACAUGGAACUGGGACCACCAGGCGGAUACGAGAUUGUCGGCGAAGACGGUGCCAUUGUAGAGGAGCACAAACCGCAAAUCCCUGAAGCCGAAGAAGAGGAAAGAGGGGCUCCCACGCCAACGCCCACAAAUUCCGAACCCCAACUGCCUGAGGUCUAUGUGGAGCCAGAACCAGAGGUUAAGCUCCUGCCGAACGGGUUACCCGAUCUGGGAGUUGAAAAGUUUAGCUCGGAAGCGCCAAAGAUCUCCGUACGCGACAGAAUCAGUGCCUUUGAAGUCGUGCCCUCACAAGGAUCCAAGGCUUUGACCACACAGUCCCUGUCCGUGGACAGUGGUGUUGGCAAGGGAACACUAUCCCGUAACAGCAGCACCCAGCGCUCUGAGUCGGAGAUCGAGGAAGACGAUUCCGGGGUAACCGACAUGAACCGUCACCUGUCCGAGACGGACACCGAAUCGGAGAGCUUCCCGGAGCUGCGCAAGAUGAGCAGCUACCAGCGAGCGGCCACACAUUCCAGGCUCUUCAAGCUGCUCCAUGACGAAAACGACCUUCCGGAGGAUCCGACAGCCACGCAGGCUGAUGAAUUCCAACUGAAGCCCAGUCGCCGGAAGAUCGUGCACAAUGUGUCUAUCACCAGGAAACAGAAUCCGAGUGCCCUUAGCGAAGCGGAGACAAUGACCCAGCGCCGGGAGCGUCUCUCCCUGCCCCUCCGCAAGAAUACCAGCAUUGAUGCGGAUAAUCCAUCAACUCCAAACAGUCCAGCCUCGCCCAUUAUGGGGCCAUCGGCCAAGAACCAGAAGGUGGUGAGCGACAAGCUGGUCAACGAACUGGUCCAGAGCCUGCUCCUGAAAAGCGACAGCACGCAUCUUCGCAAACUGCCCAUGGAGAAGCUUCAGGCGGCGGCCAAGCGAGCCCUUGCCGAGGAGAUGGACUCUGCGCAGAACAGCUCCCUGGACAGCACGCCGGCGCCAACCCCGAAGCACGACAAGGAGUACUCCGACUACUACAACAGUUGGUGCGAGGCUAGUGGGAGUGGUGACGAGGUUCUCCCCUCCAAGGCCUUCCGGAACCUGCAGGAUCCGCGACGUAGCCCCUGGACGGUUCGUUGCCCCCGAGUGCUCAGCUCCAAGACCAUAAACCGGGACUUGGCCCGAGUCACAGAAUCGCCGGAGAUAGCCAAUGCCAGGGGCAGUAAGAGUCCGGAAUGCUUCCGACAGAACUCACAGUCCCGGGAGCGAUCCGUGAGCAGUUGGCGUCGGGUGUAGGGAAUGGCAAGGACGUAGCCACUUGUAUAUAUCAGGGCGGGUCUGUAGUCUUAGCAGGGAUGUGAGACCGGUUCCGAUGCGAUUAGGGAUCGAAGAUCCCCCACCAAAUCGAACGAAAUGAAAAGCGAAUUCAAAGCGACAGGGGCCUUACUCGAUCCUCAUGGGUUCUGUAAUCCCCCUAAAAUGGAUGGUAGAAAACCUAAAAGGUUAAUCUGGAGGCUAAUCGAUAUUCGAACCGGUUACCACUCCCGAAUUCUGGUAAUGAUAAUUUAGCGCCUAAGGCGAUCUUUCUGCAUUUGGCCAUAGAAGUCACUGCCCAAGGACUGGGUAUCACCCAAAGCCAGUUUUGCAUUUCUUAUAUCACCAUCAUCCAAUCGCAUAUCAUCCCAGCACUCACAUUAUGUACAUUAUGAAUACCAAAUACACUCAACACUUUAAUAAACUAAAUAUUAAACAUGUAAAUAAACCAAUUGAAACCAAUGAAAAGAAAUCGUUCAUUCGUUCGUUCGUUUGUUACCUCAGAAAAGCGCAAAACCAAAAAUUCAAAAUCAUUUUCUUAAAAACCAAACUACUACAUGAGUAUGUCAAAAUUUGUAAAACAUA
Molecule: messenger RNA, 8271 nt
Organism: Drosophila bipectinata
Lineage: Eukaryota; Metazoa; Arthropoda; Insecta; Diptera; Drosophilidae
Molecular function (GO): MAP kinase scaffold activity
Source: RefSeq, a predicted model, not a curated record